AUGGGUUCCCGGCCGGGGGUUGUAUCAGCUAAGGUUGAACUGGCUAGGGAUAAAGCUGAUGCUUACAGAGGGAUAAACAAGGAUAGAUGCUUCACUCUUCUUGUUAUCGAUGAUCAGAACACAGAUUGGUCUAAAUAUUUCCGAGGUAAACGUGUCCAAACAGACUGGGAUAUCAAGGUGGAACAAGCAGAGUUCAGAGAUAUAACUGUGACUGCAAAUACUGAAGCCGGGGUAACAGUGUCAAUAUUCACCACAAACAAGGCUGGGACUAGGGUUCCGAGAAGCUUUAAACCUGAUUUUCUUCUGGUAAGACAGAACCUAAAGGAUGCUAAUGAAGAUUACAAGAACAUGCUUCUUGGUUUACAGUAUGGCGGGGUUCCGAGCAUAAAUACACUACAAUCUAUUUAUAAUUUCCAGGACCGACCCUGGGUAUAUGCUCAUCUAGUAAACAUUCAGCAGAAACUUGGAAAAGAAAACUUCCCACUCAUUGACCAAACAUACUUCCCAAACCACAAGGAUAUGACUACUGGAGUAAAGUAUCCAUGUGUGUUCAAACUUGGGCAUGCUCAUGGUGGUCUUGGUAAAGUCAAGGUGGAGAAUACAACAAGCUUUCAGGAUAUGGUGAGUGUUGUUGCAAUCUCUAACUCCUAUUGUACUGUUGAGAACUAUGUUGAUGCUAAAUAUGAUCUUCACGUUUUCAAGAUUGGAACUAACUAUCGGGCACUCAUGCGGAAGAGCCUGAGCGGUCAAUGGAAGACGAAUCUGGGACAAUCUAUUCUAGAGGAGAUACCCAUCAGUGAUAGAUACAAGAAGUGGAUAGAUGCUGUUUCUGAAAUAUUUGGAGGACUAGACAUUUGUUCUUUGGAAGCAGUUGUUGCUAAGGAUGGAAAAGAGUAUAUCAUAGAGGUGAACGACAGUGCAGCAGGACUCCUAGGAGACAGCCAGGAGGAGGAUAGAAGACAUAUAGCAGACAUUGUUUUUAAUAAAAUGGAGUCUGAAUGCAAGCAACCGAGGGAAAUUAAACCCAAGUUGGAAGACGACAAAUCUGUGGUGACUGCAACGAGUGGAGCGAGUGGUCCAAGCCGCCCCGCUAGUGCAGCAAGCUCAUCCAGUGCAGCAGAGCUCGGCAAGGUAAAACAGGAAUUGAAGGAGGUUAUUCAACGGAAGGAGGUGAAAGCUAAGGAGAUAAAGGGGAAGGAGAUGAAGGGGAAGGAAGUAAAGGAAGUGAAGGAAGUGAAGAAGAAUAUAGUUCCGGAUCCUAAACCUAGGGAACGACAUGAUUCUGCAGAUUCGACAGAUUCAUCAGGUUCUGAGUCUAGCUCCGGGUCUGAUGACUCCAGUGCAUCCUCUACGGUUAGAAAGGAGGAUAAGGAUGACAGGGAGGAGGACGGAGAGGAAGAGAAGAAACCUAGGAUAGGAGAGGACGGAGAAAUUCUAGAAGGAGAAGAUACGAUGAAGAAUUUAAGGAAAACCUUUGCCGGGAUCUUCGGAGAGCUUCAGUAAACAAGUUCUAAGUUUGAAAACCGGUUCUAGGUCCACCAGGGGUCACAAUAAAACUUCGCAAACCGGUUCAAUAAAACCUACAGUACACAGAGGUCACAUAAUUGUAAGCAUUUAAAUUGGAUAAAAUUGUUGAAGGGUUCUUGAUCAAACAAUUUUAAAACUUCAAAUUACAAGUUUUCUUUCAUUGAGCACUUUACUGAAAAUGUUUACUUUAACCGCCGCCAUCUUGUUCUAGAAGAUCUUUGAGCAGUUGAAAGUAAGGAGAACAGUUAGUUUUAUGAAAAAAAAACUUUUCCAAAAAUGUUUUGACAGGAACAGUUAUUGUCUAUAAAAGACAAUUGAUUUAUCUUAAUUUUUCAAUUUUGCAAUAAAGCAUUUAUCUAUCCACAGGUUACAUAUCAUUUUCUCAUUUAUAAACAGUUAUACAAGCAUUUCCCUCUUUUAAAGCAUUAAAACUGCCAACAAAUAUUUUAUCCUGAAAACAAAAAUCCUUCUUUUAUUUGGUAUUGAUAAUCAACCAUUUUAUUUAAAUAUUCUGUGAUAAUUUUGCCCAUGUAUGUUUAUCAUUUAAAUCGGAAAUGAAUUUUACUUCCGAUCAAGGAACUCAAAGCAUCGCAAUUAAGGUUGAUAUUCUAAAAAAUAAAAAUGGUGCAUAGCUAGAUGUCGUGUUAUUGUGAAUAUGUUUAAAACCAUUUUUCAAAUUUAAAAUUAAAGUUAUUCAGCCCCCAUCCAGGGGUCUUUCAUUAUUCAAUGUUAUAAAUUAUUUUCUAAAAAUAUUGAUGUUUUUA
Eurytemora carolleeae is the source of this 2291-nucleotide messenger RNA. It is a transcript of the gene Syn, whose product is annotated as synapsin. Gene Ontology annotation, cellular component: synaptic vesicle; synaptic vesicle membrane. Gene Ontology annotation, biological process: neurotransmitter secretion. The transcript has 18 exons. Gene Ontology annotation, molecular function: metal ion binding; ATP binding. The record is from RefSeq and is a predicted model, not a curated record. Bases 1 to 1503 code for a protein of 500 amino acids. Lineage: Eukaryota; Metazoa; Arthropoda; Copepoda; Calanoida; Temoridae.